This is a messenger RNA of Rotaria sp. Silwood1, 912 nucleotides long. The record is from the annotation of a GenBank genome assembly. NCBI's taxonomy places the organism in Eukaryota, Metazoa, Rotifera, Eurotatoria, Philodinida, Philodinidae.
AUGGUUCUCAAGUCAAAUUCAUGGCCAUUUUCUGUACCACCAAAUUUUAUUCUACCAAUUGAACUAAUGUUACUUCAUCAAUAUUCAAAAGAAGAUUUACAAACACUGUAUACUAAACAAAAAUAUAUUUUACAUGUAUCAACAUAUGAAAUGAUAAUUUUACUUUUAUUUAAUGAACAUUCGAGUUGGACUGUUGAACGAAUGCAAGAUGAAACACAAAUCGAUAUUCAUUUAUUCUUACAAAUUCUUUGUAAUAAUUUAUUGAAAAGUAAAUUAAUUACAUGUUCAGAUAUUAAUGAUAAUAAACUUGAAGAAGAUUUAAAUGAAAAUAAUAUUAAAACGAACUAUAAUAUUCAGAUAGCAAAUGAUUUUAAAAGGUCAUCGAACAAAAAAAAUAUCGAAGGUUUAUAUCAAACAAUUGAUGACGAUCGAAAAAUUCUUAUUCGAACUGCAAUUGUUCGAAUAAUGGAACAACGAAAAACUUUAAAAUAUGCAUUAUUAAUUCAAGAAGUUAUUCAUCAAUUAAGUUUUCGUUUUCAACCUAAUCAAAUUAACUUUUCUAAUUAUUACCAAAUAAUUAUUUUCAUUUUAGAUGCUCUAAUCAAAUUUACAGAAACAUCAAGUGUUACUUCUAUUCUUAGUCAUCCUAAUCAUAUUAUCAAUGGUAUACACGUUUCAAUGGAAAAUUAUCCUUGUGAUAUAAAUUCAAUACAAAAAUCAUCAAGUUUAAAAUCGUUAACCAAACAAAAUCAAUCUAAAUCGAAUAAUAAUCAUGAUAAGAAAUCAAAACGAAUAAAUUACAAUAAAAUAAUGCGAGAAAAUCUUACACUUAAACAUGACAUAGCUAAUCUUAAUCAGGUAUUAAUUGAAGCACAAGCAUAUGCUAAAAUAGCAUGUAAUGCAUACACGUAA